This is a messenger RNA of Seriola dumerili (greater amberjack), 4244 nucleotides long. RefSeq names its product ELM2 and SANT domain-containing protein 1-like (gene mideasa). NCBI's taxonomy places the organism in Eukaryota, Metazoa, Chordata, Actinopteri, Carangiformes, Carangidae. Gene Ontology annotation, biological process: regulation of transcription by RNA polymerase II; negative regulation of DNA-templated transcription. The record is from RefSeq and is a predicted model, not a curated record. Gene Ontology annotation, cellular component: transcription regulator complex; histone deacetylase complex. Bases 321 to 3530 code for a protein of 1069 amino acids. Gene Ontology annotation, molecular function: transcription corepressor activity. The transcript has 13 exons.
GCAUGCAGUCGACUUUGAUCGAAACCAAAGUGACUCCAUGGAGCUGGCCAUGGAGAGCUCUGUGCACCAUUGAACAGGUCCUGCACCCUAAAGAGGAUGAGAAGAAUGGACAACAAUCCUCAGAUUUGAUUCUGGAAGGAGGGUUGCGUGUUCCCCACCCUGCACUUUCCUUUGGGAUUUAUAUUUCCUCCCAAAUACCUCUGUGUACACAAUUAAACAAAGAAUUUCAAAACCACAGGCAGUGAAAACACACUAACUCCGUUUUGCACACUCAUCAAGACUUAGAGCUCUGAAUUAUUUUCAUACCUUCCAACAUUAGUAUGAGUCUUCCUCCUCAAGUUAAUACUGACAAGAGCGGCAAGCAUCGGGCUGCAGCCAUGAAAGAGCCUGUGCAGCAUUCAGGGGAGGUUUAUUAUGGUAUGGCGCCUCCGGCUUUAGAGUCAAGCCACAGUGACUCUGCAAGCAGCUCUGGUGUUUAUAACCCGGAGAAAGGGCCCCAAGGUGUACAGCACUAUCAACAGACUACUCCAGUAAAGUGGAUGCAGCAGGACUCCAUACAGGCCCCUGGCUGGUCUCAGGAAGCCCCUGUGUCGGGCUGGGGUCAGAACUUUGGCCCCUAUAUGGGCGGAGUGAACGUCAGGAGUCAGAUGGUGUUCCAUAAAGGAGUCCAUGAAGGCGUAGCUCUGCCGAUGGGGGGAGAAAAUCAACUGCCAGGGGGACCUGUUCAGGUUUAUAGAGAUGCCAGCCAGAGUCAAGCUCAGGGAAGGGGGCUUGAGUGGGAGCAGCACGGUGCGGCUGGAGUGCACCAGCUGCAAACCUAUCAACACGGCCACAAAGGUGUGGAGAUCCAGGGUCAGCCCCAUGUGCCAUCUCACACUUUGCAGGGGCCAAUGCUGCAGCCCUUCCAGCCAACAUUUAGGCCCAGCAAGCAACAAUUCUCAUCUGGUUAUUACCCUGUUUUUCCGGCAAACAAGGCAAUGCCAAACCUGACCUAUGGUGAACAGCCUCAAACUCAACAACAGCUGCUACACCAGAUGCAGCAGCAACAAAUGCAUCAACAACAGUUGCAGCAACAGCAUCACCUUAAGCUGCAACAGCAGCAGCAGCAGCAGCAACAACAACAUUUACAGCAACAGCAAAUCCAACAGCAACAAAUGCAACAGCAACAACUGCACCAGAUGCAGCAUCAGUAUCACCAGCAACAGCUGCAAGAGCGACAGCAACAAAUUCAGCAAAUGCAACAACAGCAGCAGCAGCAGCAACUGCAACAACAAAAUGUGCAACAGCAAGAAACAACACAACUACAGGUGCAGCCAAAACAGCAACAGACCCAAAACUUUGCAGCUUAUCAGUCUCCUGAGCCUUGUACACCUGACACUGUGUCUAAAAAGGAAGAUGUUCCAUCUGCGGAGCUGCAGCAGGAACCAGAGGCUCAGACCUGUGACAUGUCAGCCGUACCUGAUACAUGUCCCGAAAAGGUCGUAGCAAAUCCCGCAGAGAGCUCAGAUGCACAGCCGGCAGCCCCUCGGCGCUCGCGGCGCCUUUCCAGAGAAGGACAGUCCCCACUGGGUCCCCCUUCGACAAACAUCUGGUCUCAAGCCUCCAAAGAGCCUCCACCAUCACAUAAUGGAGUAGCAGGUGGACAGAGAGGAGGGGAAAGCCAAGUGACUACGGGAGGGGUCAUCCAGAUCACCAGCAGGAGGAGGAGGGCGUCCAAGGAGAUCAACUUGGAGACGCUUGCGCAUACGGCAUCAGAAAGACAAAAAAUUGUCAAGCAGGAGGACGGUCCCCCGGGCAGACAGGCCACCAUGGUGCCCCUGGUUAUCCCUGUGUCUGUGCCAGUGCACAGGAGCCAAAUAGAUCCUCAGGGUGGCUGGUCUCAGGGACGACUCGGCCAGGGUGAGCGGCCUGCAGGACAGUCCGACCGCAAACCUUCUGUCAUCGUGGCUCGCCGGCGAUCGCUCCGAAACUCCAUGACUGAGAGUUUUGGUCAGGAUGGUGAAAACGAUCCAGGCCUGGACGAGGAUGGAAAAUCCAAAUUUAAGCGCCGACCCCGGCCAGAGCCUCUCAUCAUCCCUCCGCCCAAACCAUCCACCUUCAUCCCUGCAUCCAUCUACUCCAGCAUCUCUUCCUUCCAGAGCAACCUGCGCUCCCCAGUUCGUCUGCCGGACAAUCCCCUCACCCUCCCCCCUUACACGCCUCCACCCAUCCUCUCUCCUGUGCGCGAGGGCUCAGGACUCUAUUUCUCCACCUUAAUGACCAACAUAGCCGUAAGCAACCAAAUCCUGCCUCCGCCGGCUACACCCAAGUCUGCGACCCGCAGCCUGUUGCGCUCCACCAGUUCAGAAAUUACACCUCCUGUCCUGCCCUUGAUCUCUGAUGCCACACCUGUUAGCCUCGAACCGCGUAUCAAUAUCGGGCAGAAGUACCAGGCAGAAAUUCCAGAUUUGCAGGAUCAACUUUCCUCCCAGUUUGACCAGCACAAAGCUGACUUGGUUUGGGUCCCUGUGGAUAACUCUCACCUUAAAUACGGUGACCAAGAGAGCAUGGAGGAUUUGAUGAACAUGGCGUGUUGCAGUGUGCUCAGAGGUGGAGGAACCAAUCAGGAGCUGGUCUUACACUGUUUACAUGAAUGUGGAGGUGAUUUUCUUGAAACACUGGGACGUCUGAUGUUCCAGGAGCCGGUUUUCCCUAGAGGCCAUCACCUGGCAGGUUAUCACUACUCAGGCUCUGACAGCUGGACCGCAGAAGAGAAGCGCUACUUCAAUAAGGGGAUCUCUGCUUACAGGAAGGACUUCUUCCUGGUGCAGAAACUGGUGCGGACCAAGACCGUGGCUCAGUGUGUGGAGUUUUACUAUACGUACAAGAAACAGGUGAAGAUCGGUCGGAGCGGGAUUUUAACCUUCGGGCCUCCAGAUUCACCAGUGGAGAAGCACACGGAGGCCGUGGUGGAUGUCAAGAGUUCACAGCAGUCGAAACUGACUCAAGGAGAGACGGAUGCGGAUGACAAGAAGGAUGUUUCAUACGACCAAAGCUAUGAGAGUAGCCAGCAGGCGAGGGUCGCUCGGUCACUACAGGCUCAUGAUUAUGCGGGAACAGUGCUGGUGAUCAAAGAAGAGUCUCAUCACCUGUCAGCAGCUCACAGGCCUCGGGCCGAACCUGCAGCAAAGAAGGGCAGAGCACCAGCGAAGCCGCCGCAGGAUCCGGACGCAGUAUUUCCAUGCAAGAAAUGUGGCAGGGUGUUUUAUAAAGUGAAGAGUCGAAGCGCCCACAUGAAGAGUCACGCCGAGCAGGAGAAGAAGGCCGCAGCGCAGCGUCAGAGAGAGGAAGAGGAGCAGGCAGCAGCUGAAGCUCGGGCCAGGAAGGCGGCUGCGGUGGCGGCGGCGGCGGCGGCGGCAGCAGCAUCAGCAGCAUCAGCAGUGGCGGGUCAUCAGGGAGGAAAUGGGAAUGGAGUGACGGAGCAGGAGGACGUCGAUAGCCACGAAGACUCAUCUGAGGGAGAAGAUGAUGACGAUGAAGACUGGCACUGAGAGAACAAAAUAAACAAGGAGAAAAAUCAAUGGGGAGAUGGAUUGAUGGGUAAAUGGAGGGUGAAGAGAUUGAAUCCGAGAGGGAGGAAUGGGGGGAAAAAAGAUGUACUUGGCCACAGACAGCAGCACAAGAGAAACAACCUUAACAUCUUCCUAUUAAUCUUCACACUCCUUUUUUGGCUGAAACUGUUCAGCCAGGCAGUCACACUCCAGAUUGUCACCUUUGUAUCUUUUAAAUAUUCAGAGGAAGUUUAUUUUUUGUAAAUGCACUUAUACGGUAUGCUUCUGCUUUUGCCAACAUUGCCUUUUUAUAUCCAUUAUUUAAUUGAAUAUGUCAAAAAUAUUUUACUUUUUCAUUGAGUGGACUUCAUUAGAUAAUCAGGAUGUCUCUAUAGCAAUAAAAGAUCAAGAUCAAAGCAGUCUUUCACUUUAUAGUCACAGCCGUUUUGAAUAAAGAUAGCUUGUAUUUAAAAACUUUUCCUUAGGAAAAUACUCUGCAGAGUUUUUCAGAUUUCCAUCAGAAUUUUAGGUUGGUUGUACACUUACUUUUGCAACUAAAGGACCUUUUGAAAUGAAUAUGUACAAAAAAGUAUAUAUGAGAUUGCCAUAUAUUUAUGAUACUGCAUUUUUCAAUGAUUUUGGUAAUAUAAAAACUAAUCAUGUCAGCUGCAAUAUGACUUGUGAAUUGAAAAGUUUAUUAAAAUCUCUACUGUU